Messenger RNA from Saprolegnia parasitica CBS 223.65, 885 nucleotides. RefSeq lists its product as hypothetical. The transcript is spliced from 6 exons. Lineage: Eukaryota; Oomycota; Saprolegniomycetes; Saprolegniales; Saprolegniaceae. The record is from RefSeq and is a predicted model, not a curated record. The coding region runs from base 1 to 885 and encodes 294 amino acids.
AUGUCCCCGCCACAGCGCACUGCAUCGGCCGUGAGCUCGACGCCCGAGCUCAUCGAGCGCAUUGCGAGCUUCGUUGCGCACCAGUGGACCUUGAAGCAGCUACGAGCAGCGCUUCCAGCCACGUCACCAGCGACGGCCGCGCUCCACGUCCUGCUCCCGACUCCCAGCGUCGACGUUGCACGGCCCGAGAUCUGGGCCCUCAGGUCGCCCACCAACAAGAUCCUGCAACAUCUGCCGCACUCCAUCGCAAUUGGCGCCAGCUUCGGGUCGAGCAUCGACUUGUGCGGCCGCGACGAGCACGCAUGGUCUGGAAUCACGAUGAUCUUGAACGACCUCUCGGACUUGACGCUACGUGGGCAUUUUCCCGCAUCGGUCGCAGCCGCCAUUGCAGAGAUGCUCGUUGCCGGCGCCUCCAUCUCGUCCAAACAACUCUCCGGGACCUUUGUCCUUGAGAACGUACCGAUUGUCGGCGAUGGCUUCAUGCAACAAGGAACGCUGCCGUACAGUCUGCGCAGCGUCCGCCUCGAAGACAACUUGACCAGUAUCAAGAUUGCACACGUGUGGCGAACGGUCAAUGCACGGGCCAAUGGGGAGCAAGUCGUGCUGCAAGACUACAUUCCCGAGAACGGCUACCUCCUUCUGCAUGCGGCCAGCGACCCGCAGGUGCAUUCGGCCUUGGCGCAUGCUCCGUGCCUACGCGCGCUCCACCUUCAGAGCACCUCCACCGAAGGGCUCGCGACGCUUGUCAAGAGCCUCACGACCACUUUUCCAGUGCUGGCCAACAUCGCACUCGAGUCCGCGCCGUCCGAUCGCGAGCCCAAGGUGAAGCGGGAUGUGUACGACUACUGGAACGCCAAGCACUGGCGUCUCGUGGCCUUUGCGUAG